Messenger RNA from Triticum dicoccoides, 3880 nucleotides. Its product is annotated as acyl-protein thioesterase 1-like. The transcript is spliced from 9 exons. The record is from RefSeq and is a predicted model, not a curated record. The coding region runs from base 2871 to 3629 and encodes 252 amino acids. Gene Ontology annotation, molecular function: hydrolase activity. Lineage: Eukaryota; Viridiplantae; Streptophyta; Magnoliopsida; Poales; Poaceae.
AUCAGAAGCUUUACUUGAAACCUGCAUGGUUCCGAAUCUUAUCGAAAUAUGUCAUAUGUGAAACAGUAAUGUUUACUAAGAAAACUAUCAUGUCAUAAAAAACCAUAUCUACAUCUACUAGGUUUGUAUGCACACUGGAUGUUCCACACAAAGAAACUGGAAAAAGAAAAAUUUGUUUCCUGUUCCUAGUAACCGAUAAAAUGUGUAAACUUUUGGGUAAAGACAACUGUUGAUAUUUCACUUGUGCAGCCUACUUUUCGGAAUAUAUUCUUUCAAACAGAACUUUGUGGAUGCUUCACGUUUUCGAAGGAUGAGUAUAUGAAAUUAGAAGAAAUAUGUGCUAAAUAAGGAAUAUGCAGUCUCCAAGGCCUAUGACACAACACAAUCAUGGCCUAUAAUCUCUAGCAAGGAGUAAAGAUUAGGUAGUUCAUAGCCAUGUAUCUAUAACAGAACUUCGUAGCCCUUCUGCGGCUCCUAUUCUCUUGGGCAAGGUAGGGACAAAAAUCACAUUUAGCCCACACAUUUUAGCCUGAGCUGUCCCCCCAUAUAGUUAACCUCAGUGGAUAGAAAAAUGCAGCGCUAGUGCAUAUGAUUCCUUCUGUAUGUAGUGCACUGACACAAGAGGCAAAAUUAGGUGAAAAUCCUCUGCAUUAUGCUGCUAUCACAAACCCUUGGCGGUUUGUUUAGAUUUGACUUAGGCCUUUGUUUAAUCCCUUAUAAAUUUGGAUCGUCGAGAGGGGAUCAAAGCCUACCACUAUUCUGAAUUCUGAAAGCUACCCUGCGCCAUUUGUAAAAGUGGCAUCCCUUUCUUGCUAGCAGAACCCGACAAUAGCAGAGUUUGUUACGUAAAGCUGACCUCAAAGGGGGGAAAAUGACGCUGCUGAGGAAUAUUCCGGCCGAUUGGUGGUGUAAAUGUGAUGAGAUUUUAUAACGGAGAUGUAAUUACCACGGAGGAAAAGCAGCAAAAGUUCAAAAAUUCUUGGACACGGAUUCUUGUAGUUCCUCUCAAUGCACAAUUUUACAGGUACCUGUUACUGUCAGUUAUAUCACUGACCUGUACUGCAUGCUUGUGUUGAGCUGUUCUUUUUGCUGUACUGCAGAAUCAAUACCUUCACUGUCCAUACCUCAAAGAUAUUUCUGGAAUCUUCCUUGCUGCAGUCUGCAGAAUUCUACACUGUAUCUGCCAAGCAAAUGAGGCAGUACCACUUGCCAUAUCUGAACCUCUUGAGCUUCAGUUCCGCGUCUAAUUGCGCUUAAUUUUUUUACUGAAAAUAAUGAUAAUUCAUGUGCCACCGUGCAUUUACAAUAGUAGGAAAAAGCCUGCUGCAAAAAAAAAAAAAGCUGCUGUGUGUUUCAUUUUUGUGCUAAAUUUAGUAUUUUCUCCAGAAGCCUCUUUAUGCUUAUCACCUGUCAUUAUGAUCUCUAGAGUUUCAGUUCCGUGCUGAAUGGCGCCUGAAAUUCUAGUGAAAAUACUUUAUUUUCAGAGUUUCGGUCCAGUGCUGAACUGCGUUGUGAAUUCUACUCUGCAUACUUUAUUUCUUGAGUUUGAGUCCAGUAUCAAACUGCGCUUUAAACUGAAAAUACUGAUAUUUACUCUGUGACUGUUUUUCUUCCGGUACAGUGUUGAAUAGCACCUUAGAUUCUACUAAAAAGGCUGACUUUUUAGUUUCAGUUCCGUGUCCUAAAUUGUACUGAAAAUACUGAUAUAUUUUUAACUCAGCUUUAAACACUAGUGAAAAUACCAAUAGUUCUCUGAUAGAGAAAAGAAAAGAAAAUACCAAUAGUUUCCGUGUCGCCGUGCAAUAAUAAUAGUACCAAUAGUUGCGUUGGUGCUUUUGAUCGCAGUUUUAUAAUGAUAAUGCAAGAAACGACUAGCCUGUCGUGCAAGAAUAGGUGCCAAAUGUUUAGCCUUUUCCUGCAAAAUAUGGGGGUUUCUCUCAGAAGAAUCUUGCUUUAGCACUGAGAGUGUGAGACAUUAAUCGCCUUUAGUUUUCGUGUAUUUUCUUGGGGGAAAGAAAAGAAAGAAGUGUUUAUGCUUAUUCCUCGUUAUUUGCACUGAUGUUAUACAUAUAUAAUCUCUGUGGAGUUGUGAUGCCAAACCAGUGGACAUUACAACGCCUUGUCAAGAUAAAAAAAAUUUGGUUAGGAAUUGGCAAAAAGGGUCCUAAGUAUUGUUUCUAUAUAUACCUGGGUUCCCUCUCCACUGCCAAGAAAAUAUAUUCUGCUGUAACCUGGGCCAUAGGGAUUACUAUUACGUACGCCCAUGUUUGUAUAUUUUGGAGCAGUAGAAAAACUGCAACAGGAAGUUAGGGCUCCUUUGAUUCAAAGGAUUUUCAUACUCCUAGGAAUUUUGGAGGAUUAGAAUCCUUAUGAGUCAAAACAUCUUUGAAAGAAUUCUUAUUUUUCCUAUGAUGCAAUCAAACGGCCAGGGAGUUUCCCCUUUUCGAAAAAAAAACAAAUCCUGUAGGAUUGAGAUCCUAUGUUUUUUUCUUUCUAUUCCCGUGUUUUCAGAAUCCUGCGAACGAAAGAGGCGAUUUCAUUUGGGUGGCUCUGGAGCCGAGCGCCGUGCGUUUGGCGCUGAGCGAGAGGAAAGAGGAGCGCGUGGAGCUGACUCGCCCGUGCGUCAUGUGGCGGGCCCAACGAAUUGGAAACCGACGGCAAGCGGGCGUUGGGUUGCCGUCCACGCGUCGGCCAUCCGGGGCGGGGCUCUCUAUAAAUACCUCUGCAUGCCUCCUUCAGUUAGCAUCCGGGCAAGAAUUAGCGCGCGCGCUCUCUUUUCUCUCUCUCACACACACCACCAGCAGAGCAGCUUAUAACUGAUUGAUUGAUCGAUCCAUCACCGUGCGUGCGUGCGUACGUACGUGACCACCAUGAGCUCCUCCGGUACGUACUGCGCCCGCGGUGUCCGUCGAGAGUACGGCCGGACCUAUGUGGUGAGGCCCAAGGGGAGGCACCUGGCCACCAUUGUCUGGCUCCACGGCAUAGGCGACAACGGAAACAGCUGGUCCCAGGUGCUGGGCAAUCUCCCGUUGGAUAAUGUCAAAUGGAUUUGCCCUACUGCGCCAACGCGGCCCGUAGCGGCCUUCGGUGGAUUCCCAUGUACUGCAUGGUUCGAUGUGGAGGAGACUUCGGUUGACGGCCCCGACGACGUCCAAGGGCUGGACGCAUCCGCCGCACACAUAGCAAACCUGCUAUCGUCCGAGCCCUCUGAUGUGAGGCUUGGGAUAGGCGGUUUCAGCAUGGGAGCCGCCACUGCGCUCCACUCUGCCGCAUGUUAUGCUCAUGGAAGGUUCUCAAACGGUGUUGCCUACCCUAUUACCCUCAGCGCUAUCAUUGGGUUGAGCGGCUGGCUUCCCUGCUCCAGGACCCUGAGGACCAAGAUUGAGAGCUCACAGACUGCUUUCAGGAGGGCUGCUGCCUUGCCGAUAAUGCUUGGCCAUGGAAGAGGCGACGAGGUAGUCACGUACAGGAACGGCGAGAGGUCGUCCGAGUUUCUGCGGAAUUCGGGCUUUUCAUACCUGAAUUUCAAAGCCUACAACGGACUGGGCCAUCACACCAUCCCUGAGGAAAUGGACGAUGUCUCCAAGUGGCUCAGGGCAAGGCUCGGGCUUGAUCGCUCUUGCGGCUAAUUAAGUGGAGAAGCUUGUGCCUUGGUGGCUGACACAUGACAUGAGAGAAAUGUAUUGACACUAUAGAGGAGGAGAAGGUUGAUAUAUAUAGGUUAAUCAUAUGAAGAGAUCACGACCGGCAUGUGUUGAUAUAUAACUCCUCACUACUGAAUUUCAUGUUACACUUAUAUUGUACUAGUAAGAGUUGUACCCCAGUUAUACUGUUUGUUUUGAUUGAUCACACCAGUAAUUUAUGUCGAUAGCUUCUAAUA